Messenger RNA from Cataglyphis hispanica, 2315 nucleotides. It is a transcript of the gene CarT, whose product is annotated as carcinine transporter. Gene Ontology annotation, cellular component: membrane. The record is from RefSeq and is a predicted model, not a curated record. Gene Ontology annotation, biological process: transmembrane transport. The transcript has 11 exons. Gene Ontology annotation, molecular function: transmembrane transporter activity. NCBI's taxonomy places the organism in Eukaryota, Metazoa, Arthropoda, Insecta, Hymenoptera, Formicidae. The coding region runs from base 71 to 1978 and encodes 635 amino acids.
UCACGUGACGCUUUUAUAAGGUAUCAUCGAGGGCUUUCGAUUAUGUGGGACUAAGUCAAAGUUCACCGAAAUGGAGAGACAAAAUGAUAAUGACAGCUCGACACGGAUCGAUGAUACCAGAGUCGCAGAGGAUAACGAUAGCUUCGAUCUCGAUGAUCUUCUGCCGAUCGUCGGCGAAUUCGGUCGUUAUCAAAAGCAGUUGUUGUGGCUGGUCUGUCUGCCGGCAUGUUUGCCCUGCGGUUUUUGCGCUUUCAAUCAAUUAUUUAUGGCGAAUACACCGCCGCAUUGGUGCAAGAUACCGGAUUUGGCGCAUAUGGAUGCUGCAUCCAGAAAGCAUCUCGCUAUUCCUGACGACAAUGGGACAUAUAGUCAGUGCACACGGUAUGAUGUCGAUUGGACGACAACGGAAAACAACUCCAUUGUUUGGACGUCCAAUACGUCGUGGUCCAUCGUACCCUGUGAUCAUGGCUGGGAAUAUGAGACUUCGGAGGUGACUUCAUCCAUCGUUAUCGAUUUUGAUCUCGUUUGCGAUCGUGCAAUCUAUCCAACGAUUGGUUUGGUGGCUCUUAAUUUAGGGGGCCCUAUAGGAGUAUAUCUAUUCGGUACAUUAAAUGACAGAAUCGGUCGAAAAUUAUCUUUCUUCGCGUGUCUGGCAACCUUAAUAACUGGCGGCUUUCUGACAUCGAUAACAAAUAAUUUUUGGACUUGGGCUUCUACGCGCUUCGUUGUUGGUUUGACGAUACCAGCCAUUUAUCAAAUACCUUUUAUUAUAUCCUUAGAACUGGUCGGCCCAAAUUAUCGCUCAUUUGUGACAGUUAUGACUUGUACUUUUUACACAAUGGGCCUCUGUAUGCUAGCAGGCGUCACUUAUUUUAUACGCGAUUGGCGAACACUUGCCAUAACCACAAGUGCACCAUUCUUGAUUUAUUUCUCUUACUGGUGGUUUUUACCGGAAUCACCGAGAUGGCUGUUAGCGAAAGGUCGCCUCAGCGAAGCUAAUGAUAUUCUUGAAACUCUGGCCCGAGUGAAUGGCAAAGAGCUUCCGGCAUCAUUCACGCAGAAACUUCGUCAACGCAUGACAAUGUCGAGAUCGAAGAGCGAGGAGGAAAGAUUGCGAAUCGGACCUGGUGUUCUCUCGCUCUUUAAAACACCGAAUAUGCGUCUCAAGACGUGUCUUAUUACUUUAAACUGGUUUGCUAACAAUAUGGUGUACGUCGGUCUUUCUUAUUAUGGGCCGGCAUUAGGAAAUGAGGAACAUCUGAGUUUUCUUUUUUCUUCUCUCGCCGAGAUUCCCAGUUAUAUCGCUUGUUGGAUUGUAAUGGAUCGAUGGGGCCGUCGAUGGCCGCUUUGCCUGUGCAUGACCGUGGCUGGAGUGUCGUGUAUUGCCACAGUGUUAUUAUCGCCUGAUGCUGUCAUGGAAACCUUGAUAUUGUUUCUCAUAUCGAAGUCUGCAAUAUCGGCCUCUUUUUUAAUUAUUUAUCCCUUCGCCGGGGAACUCUAUCCCACGCAAUUACGCGGAGUUGCCAUUGGUUUCUCCGCAUAUAUCAGCGGUCUCGGACUCAUCAUUAUACCCUUCGUAACAUAUCUCGGGAAAGAGAAUCUUGUCUUGCCUUUAGUCAUUUUGGGUGCCGUCUCGGUUAUUGGUGGUCUGUCCGGAUUGCGGUUACCAGAAACAUUGCAUUAUCGUCUGCCACAAACCAUUGAAGAAGGAGAAUUAUUUGGCAAAGAUUGGACGUGCGCGGAUUGCAUCCGUUGCAUCCCGAUAAGGCCAUCGUCGAUUGCAACUUCUUACGAAGACUUGUCGACGCGAGAAACAGUAGAGAUGCACGAAGUACCUGAAGUGCCGUUUGCCUCAUCUAUUUUGGAGGAACAACAACGGCCGAGUACGGCGAGUGUUCGCCGUUUAGUUCGCCAAUCCAGCGUUAUGGAUACCCAACGCGAUUCCGAUGGGACCAUGAAGAUGACCUAUUGGUUUUAGCUUUGAAAGUUUCUAAGAAUCUAAUCAAAAGAAAAUUUGAAAGAAUCUUUUUCUUUUUCUUUAUCGCAUUUAUGAAUUAAAUAUUUUCAAUGCUAACUAAAAAUUAUUUCACAUUUUCUUUUAUAUGUUAUUGAUUUAUAAAAACAUUGAAUUAUAUAACUAAUAUAUAAGUACACAUCAAGAAAUAAUUCUAUUUUAAAUAAUUAAUAUGUUUAUCUUUUUUAAUAUUAUAAAUAUGAUGAUAUCUAAAUAUCAUAAAAAAUAAAAAUCUGCAAUAGCAUAUGUGGUAUAUGUAAAUGUCAGAUUAUCAAAGAAGAAAAUGCAAUAAGGAAUGAUC